This is a messenger RNA of Ipomoea nil (Japanese morning glory), 951 nucleotides long. RefSeq lists its product as uncharacterized. The transcript has a single exon. Bases 1 to 951 code for a protein of 316 amino acids. The record is from RefSeq and is a predicted model, not a curated record. Lineage: Eukaryota; Viridiplantae; Streptophyta; Magnoliopsida; Solanales; Convolvulaceae.
AUGAUUGCGUUUGAGAUGCAGCAUUAUAUGAAACGUAAGUCUCAGGGGAAUAAUGGUUUAGCUGCCCUUAAGCUGGAUAUUAGCAAGGCUUAUGACAGACUAGAGUGGCCCCUACUGCGUAAUAUUAUGAUCAGAUUGGGUUUUGAUGUAAGAUGGGUAAAUCUUAUCAUGGAAUGUGUCUCAACCUUAAGCUAUUUUGUGUUGAACAAGGGGCAGGAGAUAGGACCUAUCACACCUCAAAGAGGUCUACGACAUGGUGAUCCAAUCUCGCCAUACCUGUUUAUUUUGGUUGCGGAGGGAUUCAGUGCCAUGAUCAGGGAUUACGAGAGCAGAGGAAAAAUACAUGGUUUCACAGUGGCCAGAAAUGCUCCUCCUAUUAGUCACUUAUUUUUUGCCGAUGACAGCUUCAUCUUUUUCAAGGCAUCGGUGGAGGAAGCAACAAACUUGAAGCAGCUUCUAAAAUAUUAUGAGAAGGCUUCCGGUCAAAGCAUAAAUUUAACCAAAUCCUCUCUGGCUUUCAGCAAAAAUACGCCUAAUCCUGUGAGAGAUCAGCUUAGCAACAUCUUGGGCAUUCAUCAUAGUGGUAAUAAUGGAAACUAUUUGGGGCUCCCAAUGAUAAUAGGCAGAAACAAGACUGAAAUUCUGAAAUUCAUCAAAAAUCGAAUUGUUAGCCGUAUCCAGGGAUGGAAUCACAGGUUCAUAUCUAAAGCCGGGAGAGAGAUACUUCUGAAAUCUGUCCUUCAAGCUCUUCCGUCCUAUGCCAUGAGGGUUUUCUUAUUACCAAAAGGUCUGAUCCAAGAAGUGGAGACUACUAUGAAUUCUUAUUGGUGGAAAGGGGGCGGUAACAACUGCAAAGGCAUCAUCUGGAAAACUUGGAAGCUCUAUGUACACCAAAAAAAUGGGGAGGCCUCGGCUUCCGGGAUCUUCAUGGCUUUAAUCUUUCUCUUCUAA